This is a messenger RNA of Blepharisma stoltei, 1004 nucleotides long. NCBI's taxonomy places the organism in Eukaryota, Ciliophora, Heterotrichea, Heterotrichida, Blepharismidae. The record is from the annotation of a GenBank genome assembly.
AUGUUCAAAGGAAAUCUGUAUAUCUUUAAAGAUUUGGCAGAUCUAAAUGAAAUAUCAUAUCCAGCAAUUAUUUUUUCAGCUGAAGCGCCUGAAUCAUUUGAAAUGAACAGUGAUUGUCUAAGGAUUUCUUCAUUGCCUCUAAAAAUGCUCAAUGAUCUUGAAAACAGGGCAGGAUUUUACGAAAAUUUAUUAAUUGAAAGCUGGCUAGGUGCAAUACAAAAAGAAGAAUAUCUUCCGAAUAUCACAUAUGGAUUUGAGUGCUUUAGUAGCAUUCAGAGUGAAAAUGUUUUGCAUGCACUUUUUAGAUUUGAUUCUUUUAAUACAUUUCUUAUUUAUGCCCCAACUGACCCUCAAUUAGAUCUCUUGAGUCUUAAUCUGGCAAGAUUUAUUAGAAGGUAUCAGAGAAUAAAAGAGACAAGGCGCGCUGUUAGAGGAGGAGGGUGAAUUCAAAAGCAAAUAUCUGAAAAUAUAAGAAACAGCUAUUUAUCAGGCGUAUUUCAAAAAGUUGGAGAAUUAGGAUCUGGAAAAGAAGUGUGGGAUGAUAUGGAAAGUCUGAGUUUUAUGACAACGAAAAGCUUUGAAAUUUUUUCGAUCAUAAUAACUUUUAUUUACUCCCCCCCCCCCCUCCGUGAGCGAACAAAAUUUUUUUGUUCGCUCACGGAGGGGGGUUAAUUUUUUUUUUUUAAAAAAAAUUUAUAUAUAAAUUUUAUAUAAAAAAUAUUUUUUUCGAAAUUUAAAAAAAAAUCCUAAUUUUGCAAAAAUUGGGAAGCAAAUAUUAAUUUAAUUUGCAAAAUUUAUGUUUUAAAACGCAAUUUGUUUAAAAUUAAACAGAAUUAGCUCUAGAUUUCAUUAUACUAAUUAUCACUUAUAUAUCAAAAUUUUUUUUCCAUUAAAAUUUUUUCUAUUAAAAAAAUUUUUGUUCACUCACGGAGGGUGGGUUUUUGGUCAAAAAAUGGCGAUUUUUCUAAUGGUUUUGUUCGCUCACGGAGGGGGGGGGGAGUUAG